Sinocyclocheilus rhinocerous is the source of this 1988-nucleotide messenger RNA. RefSeq names its product Rho guanine nucleotide exchange factor (GEF) 3 (gene arhgef3). The transcript has 10 exons. The record is from RefSeq and is a predicted model, not a curated record. Gene Ontology annotation, molecular function: guanyl-nucleotide exchange factor activity. Bases 246 to 1676 code for a protein of 476 amino acids. Gene Ontology annotation, biological process: intracellular signal transduction; positive regulation of Rho protein signal transduction. NCBI's taxonomy places the organism in Eukaryota, Metazoa, Chordata, Actinopteri, Cypriniformes, Cyprinidae.
UUCAAAUAACAGGCCUAUAUGCUGAGGAAACGCACAUGUAUCUAAUUAUUUUCAGUUGGCGUUAACUAAGGCGAAUAUAAAUCCCGUUCGUUCACGGAGCUCCUCGGCAUAGUUUAUGUUCAGCUCCCAGCCUACUCUCCGCCCCCGCGAGCAGACGCAGAUCUCUCGCUGUCUCUCUGUCUGCUGUAGUCCUCAGAGCAGCGCGUGUGUCGCCUCGCGUCAGGAGCGUCAGGAUCAGGAUCAGGAUGGUGGCGAAGGGUUACCCCCUUUACCUGCUGAUCAAACGCGCGAGCGGCCGCGGGGACGAGUCACAGGAGCCCAGCAGCAAGCGUGUGAAGCCUCUGUCUCGGGUCACGUCUCUGGCGAGUCUCAUCCCUCCAGUAAAAGCUGCUCCGCUCAAACGCAUCGGACAGACGCUGCAGCGCUCCAUCAGCUUCCGCAGUGACUGCAGGCCGGAGAUCAUGGCUCCGCGGCCGUGGGCCAAGCAGAUCGCACCAGCCAUCACCAAACGCCGCGACAGCAAGCUGUGGAGCGAGACUUUCGACCUGGGCCUGGGACAUAUGCUGUCCUCCACAGAGAUCAAGAGACAAGAGGCCAUCUUUGAGCUGUCUCAGGGAGAACAGGACCUGAUUGAGGACUUGAAGCUGGCCAAGAAGGCGUAUCGUGACCCCAUGCUGAAGCUGUCCAUUAUGACCGAGCAUGAACUCAAUCAGAUCUUUGGCACGCUGGACUCCCUCAUUCCACUGCAUGAAGAUUUGCUGAGUCGACUCCGAGAGGCCAGAAAGCCGGACGGUUCGACUGAUCACGUGGGCCAUAUUCUAGUAGACUGGCUCCCUUGUCUUGAAACCUACAACAGUUACUGCAGUAACCAGGUGGCAGCCAAAGCACUGCUGGACCAUAAGAAGCAGGACCAUCGGGUGCACGACUUCCUCCAGCGCUGUCUGGAGUCGCCCUUCAGCCGCAAACUGGACCUCUGGAGCUUCCUGGACAUCCCACGCAGUCGCCUGGUCAAAUACCCGCUGCUGCUGCGAGAGAUCCUCAAACACACGCCGAACGACCACCCCGACCGCCAGCACCUCCAUCAUGCUAUGAACAUGAUCCAGAGCAUCGUGGCGGAUAUUAACACUCAGACGGGCGAGUCGGAGUGCCGUUACUAUAAAGAGCGCUUGCUGUAUGUGGAAAGCGGUCAGAGAGAUCUGCUGAUCGACAGCUCGCGGAUCCUCAGCUGCCACGGAGAGCUCAAGAACAACAGAGGAGCCAAGCUGCAUGUGUUCCUGUUUCAGGACGUGUUGGUGGUCACCCGGGCCGUCACCCAGAAUGAGCAGCUGUGCUAUCAGCUUCACCGGCAGCCCAUCCCCGUCAGAGAUCUGGAGUGGGAAGACCUGCAGGACGGAGAGAUGCGCCUCGGAGGAUCCAUCAGAGGAGCCUUCAGCAACAGCGAGCGCACCAAGAACUUUUUCCGGGUGGCGUUUCGCAGCGGAGGACAGCUGCAGACGCACUGCUUCCAGGCCAGCGAUGCCUUCAAUAAACAGCAGUGGCUCAACUGCAUUCGACAGGCCAAAGAAGCUGUGAACCCACAGACAGCAGCUCGGUGCUCAGACUGCAGUGCUGACGCUAGCGCCGAGUGCCCACAGAUGGACCCGACAGACCUAACCCUCACGCCUGUGAAAACAUGAGCCAUCCUGUUCAGUAUUGUGUUGCAGAAAAGGAAGCACUUCUCGGAGACUGACGCUGCUGUCCAUGGUUCUGUGUUAUUCUGUGCCUUGCUUGUUCGUGGCAAUCGUUCAGAAACUGAGCAUCUGGGUCCACCGUUUCACUUUAAUCUCGCUGUCUGCAACUGAAAUGCACUGCUGUCUGCGCAAGAAAACAGUCACGUCGGUGUAAAAGGUGAAAUAUUGUUCCACGUUCGUUCCGUAUAAUCACUAAUAAAAAAUGACCAGUCGAAUGUUUUCACGAGUAAAGGGCGAUCACAGUAUUUCGUGCUGUCA